Molecule: messenger RNA, 2814 nt
Organism: Somion occarium
Lineage: Eukaryota; Fungi; Basidiomycota; Agaricomycetes; Polyporales; Cerrenaceae
Source: the annotation of a GenBank genome assembly
ACUGUCAAGCCACUCCCGCCAAGCGCAUUUUUGGCACUGCACUGACUCCGUCGGUAUCCACUUGUAUAAGUACAUAAGACAAAAUUAUCAACUGGGCAAAUCAACGAAAGGAGGCAUCCUCUCUCCUUACCUCCAUUUGUUCGCGUCGAGGCAGUCACUAUUACUAUUGACAAACGACAAACAGCGCUAGUGCGCAGCUCUGAUUCAGACCCAUCAUCCUUGUCCGAUUAAACUAAACUUCCGUUCUCCCUUCAUACACGUAUUUUGAAGUUGUGCAUAUAUCCCUUUACUCCUCACGAAUCUAAGCAAGCUGCACGAUGGAUGAUGCUGGUUGGCAUGCUAGACAUAGGGCAAAGAAGGACGCAGAGCGAUGGUCACAACCUCAGAGAGGACCCGAUGGGCGAUACACACCCGUCGAGCCUCAAGUCCAUCCCAUGCAAGAACCCUUCGUAGGCGGAUUCACUUUACCCGAUGCCGCCUCUGCAAGUACUUCAGGAUCACCACCAGUACCGCCGCCAAAGGAUAACAUAUCUUAUUAUCACUCCACCGGAACCAAUGGACAUUCAUUAUCACAAACGCAUUCGCGGACAUCGUACGCUGAUACGAUCCGGACGAACACAACCUCGCAGAAUUCGAUGAUAUAUGCUACCCGACAUUUGGCUAACAUGACUGCCGUUGAACGCUCGAGGAACUUCAAGGUUGCACGUAUGAACCCAUACCUGCAAUUCAUGGCGGGGCCAUUGUUACGUUACGAUACGGUCGAUAACGAUGGGGUGUGGCACGGCGCAGCACUCAUUGUCACUGCCGAUGCCGGAUCUACUUACGAACCACAUCCUACGUUCACGUACUCGUGGGACCCAAAUGCGCAAACGGCACCUCAAAUGCACAGGAGGACCGACUCUCGAUCAACGGGACAUGGCAGCUCGAUCGACUUAGGACCACAUCCUGCUGACCCAUAUUCAACGGUCUUUCCUGCGGCAAAUGGUGACCAUACGCAGCUUAGCCCGACAGCCAUGACACAGAAUGUGCUUGGCGAGGAGAUUUGGGUCUACUGUGGAAAUGGAGGGACCUUCACAUUCUGGAGGUUCAUGAUACAUAUACCUCUAUCGACGCGUGAAAUGCGAGUAACCUACACCGUCAACAACGGACAACAUUUGCAUUUCUUCGUUCCUGCUCGGAACCAAAACAUGCGUUGGGCAGCAUUUUCUUGCAAUGGCUUUAGUGCGGGAAUAAACCCUGAUGACUUCCGAGGACCAGGAUUUGCCAGUGGAUAUGAUCCAGUAUGGUCUGACCUGUUAGCUAAGCAUAAAGAAGAACCGUUCCACGCACUGGUCGGUGGAGGAGACCAAAUCUACUGCGAUGGUGUCAUUCGCGAGCCUGAGAUGCAAGAAUGGGUUACCACAAAACGGCCAGAGGACAAAAAGGCGUUUCCUCUCACCGAAGAGAUGCGCUUCGCUAUUGAUAGGUUCUACUUUAAUCACUAUUGUCAGAUUUUCAGAAGUGGCGCAUUUGCUAGGGCGAAUAGUUCCAUUCCUAUGGUGAAUAUGCUUGAUGAUCAUGACUUGAUUGAUGGGUUUGGAAGCUAUCCUGACGACCUUAUGCAAUCAUCCGUGUUCGGAACGAUUGGCGCAAGAGGCUACUUCUUUUUCCUUCUCUUCCAAUGCUUCGUGAACGUCGAUGUUGACGGUGUCAUCGAUCAGAAACACCCAUUUCGAUCCACAAUUAUAGGCGGACCCGGACCCUUCAUCCCAUUCCCGUCUCAUUCUAUUCUUUCCUACCUAGGUCCAAACAUAUACCUCCUUGCGCUCGACUGUCGCGCCGAGAGAAUGAAGGAGCAAGUGUGUAGCAAGCAAGAAUACGAUGCUGUCUUCAAGCGUCUGUACGAGUUACCUUCCCAAAUAGAACAUCUUGUUCUAUUGACUGGUGUACCGAUUGCCUAUCCUCGCAUGGUCUUUCUGGAGACUGCACUGGAGUCAAAGAUGAAUCCUCUUGUUGCUCUUGGUCGGAACGGUUCGUUAGGCUUGUCAGGCUUCGUGAACAAGUUCAACGCCGACGCCGAAUUGCUUGAUGACCUGAAUGACCACUGGACAGCAAAGUCGCACAAGCGAGAACGAAACUGGUUGAUUGAACAGCUACAAUACUUCGCGAAGGCAAAGCAUGCACGCGUCACACUGUUGGCCGGGGAUGUACACUGUGCGGCUGUCGGCGUUCUGAAAACUCUGGUCAAGGGGAAGAACAAGGCGGAUAUACCACCACCCAUCGACUUCCGUUAUAUGAUCAACGUUGUGUCAAGUGCUAUUGUGAACACACCACCGCCCAACGGCGUGCUUACUAUGGUAGGUACAUUGGCAACGAAGACUCAUCGGACUCUUCACCAUAUGGACACGGACGAGAGCAUGAUCCCUGUAUUUGAGAAAGACACAAAUGGUAGUGCACCCAAGAGCAAAUUCAUCAUGGGCAGAAGAAACUGGUGCAGCGUCAAAUUUGACCCGGCUUCAGGGGAUCUUGUUUUCGAUAUUCGCGUAGAGCGAGAGAAAGGAUAUGGAGACACUGUUGGUUAUGUCGUACGCGCACCACCGCCGCGAUGGUCCCCCUGAAUGGCUCUUUGAUUUCUAUCUGGUUACGAAUGCACUUCUCUCGCAUUGCUAAACUCUCGAAUCUUUAAUUAUUUGUUGAUCUUCGCACUCAAGCUGUAUUUAUAAUCGCUCUUCACUACAUAUACCCGUCUAAUCCCCACAUGUAUUCACUCGUACUUCUUCAACCCAUGUGUCCGCCCUGAUACCCACCCUGAUAUUUUCAAAUCAGACAGUAUUC